CAGAGGUGCAUUUUUCCAGAAUUCCGUGCCGCACGAGGUUCUGAAUUUUUCGUUUAGUUAAAAGGAAUACUUGACACACCAAUUUGCACUCAAAAGACGUUACGAAAAAUCCGACUGAUUCGAAGAUGGCUUUGAACGUGCCAAAAAUUAAGUUUUACAACGGCGACGAAAUUCCUGCUUUCGGCUUGGGAACAUGGAAGUCGCAGCCCGGCGAGGUAACCCAAGCCGUCAAGGACGCAAUCGACAUCGGCUACAGGCACAUUGAUUGCGCCCAUGUGUACGGUAACGAGAAAGAAGUUGGCCAAGCCAUCGCCGCCAAGGUCUCCGAGGGAGUGAUCAAACGAGAGGACCUUUUCAUCACGAGCAAACUAUGGAACACCUACCACAAACCAGAGCUCGUCGAGGUUGCUCUGAAACGGACCUUGGCCGACCUUGACCUCGACUAUCUCGACCUCUACCUCAUCCACUGGCCGGUCGCCUACAAGGAUGGCCCCGAUAACUUUCCCAAGAACGAGAAUGGCCAACCCCUGCACGACUCUACUGUUGACUACUUGGACACCUGGAAGGCCAUGGAAAAGAUGCAUGAGAAGGGCCUCGCCAGGAACAUCGGCGUCAGUAACUUCAACUCUGAACAGCUCACCAGAGUCAUCGAGAACUCGAAGAUCAAACCGGUUGCCAAUCAAAUCGAGUGCCAUCCGUACCUGACCCAAAAGAAACUGUCGGAUUUCUGCAAGUCCAAGGGUGUUGUCAUCACUGCCUACAGUCCUCUUGGAUCUCCGGAUAGACCGUGGGCCAAGCCCAACGAUCCAAAACUGAUGGAGGACAAGAAACUCCUCGAGCUCAGCCAGAAGUACAAAAAAUCUCCAGCUCAACUCCUCAUCCGUUAUCAACUCGAUAGAGGCCACGUUGUCAUUCCAAAGUCAGUCACCAAGUCGCGCAUUCUCGAGAACAGCCAGGUCUUUGACUUUAAGCUCAGUCCGGAAGACAUUGCCUACAUUGAUUCGUUCGACUGCAACGGUAGAAUAUGCCCGAUGACUGGAUGCGAGUCGAGCCCCCACUUUCCUUUCGCCAUCCCUUUUUAAAUGAGACCGAAGAGUACAAAGAGUUAUAUUAGUGUCUAAGUCAUGCUGAUUAGAGAUAAGUGAUAAUUUUAUUCAACAGUAUGCAUACUGUGGAGAGAUGAUAUCGUUCCAGUGAUACUUUGUUUGAAAGAUGAAUUCGAGACGCUUCGUCACGAAAUUUCGCAAUAUUCUUCAACGAUGUUUACGAAAACUUAUCUGUUUUACGCUCGUAAUACAUCGAUGAUUUUGCUAAUUCUGUUGAUUUCAUGGAGUGUAUAAAAAACUAUUUCUCGUUCGUUACCAAUAAAGUACUUUAAAAAAAAAAAAAAAAAAAAAA
This is a messenger RNA of Copidosoma floridanum, 1398 nucleotides long. RefSeq names its product aldo-keto reductase 1B. The record is from RefSeq and is a predicted model, not a curated record. Gene Ontology annotation, molecular function: oxidoreductase activity. Lineage: Eukaryota; Metazoa; Arthropoda; Insecta; Hymenoptera; Encyrtidae.